GGCUAUAUAAGCCGCCGCGGAGAGGGUUGCGUCAGUGUUUGCGGAGCUCGCUGCGGGUCCCGACGCUGCACUUAUUCCGCUCCUCGCACGGCUUUGUUGGUCGCUGGUCUUUGUUAGGGACGGUUUCGUCGCACCUGAAGAUCUGCAGUGCUGACUAUCGCCAUUCUAAGACUCAACCAUGCAGGAGCAGCUGAUUUCCAGCCUUUCAUCCGAAGACCCGAGUCUCCCGUCCACACCGACCUCCGACGCUCCAUCCAAACGCUUGUCCUGGAGCAAACUGAUGCAGAAACUGCACAGCAGCCAAAGCCUGGACUCCGACUCAGACAAUCACAGCAGCACCGACGAUGCAUCAGACGCAGGUUCCAUAUCCCUGGCGGACCUGUCCGAAUCCGACUUGUUCUUCGACCCGGCCGAAGAGGCGCUGUGCAAAGAAGUGGUGCAGCUCAUCGCGCUUAACCUGACCGACGCCAAGGACGGCGUCCUGCACUGCUCCAAGCUGCUGAUUCCCGAGAAGCUCCUGGAGCACAUCGGUCAGGAGCUGGUGCACCUGUCGGUCAGCGAGCCCUGUGGCCUCCGAGGGGCCCUCGUCGACCUCUGCGUGGAGCAGGACGGCAGCUGCGAGGCCGUGGGACAGAUCGCGGUCGACCCCUAUCUAGUGCCCACCUUCCAGCUCACGCUCGUGCUGAGGCUCGACUCCCGGGGCUUCUGGCCAAAAAUCCAGGGGCUUUUCGCCGGCCGGUCGCCCUCGUCUCCGGCGGUUCGGCGCGCACUUAAACUGAGCACUGGAUUUCGAGUUAUCAAGAGAAAACUGUACAGCUCUGAAGAGCUCUUGAUCGAAGAAUGCUGAGACUUUUAUUAGUUUUAAAAGGAAGCCGUGUGGUCUCCCGAGAGGCCCGAUUGUUGUAUGACUGUUUAAAGCAGCGAGGUACCGGCUCGCAGGGCAUUUCUAAUGCAGGUGUAGGGUACAUAAAAAAAGACUUUGUAAUACAGUUUUAUGUUGCACUUUUGCUGACGUUGUAGUGAAGCAGGAGUUUUCAGGCUGCUGAUGAAAUGUUUACCUCAGGUUCAUGGAAACCAAACGUGGCAGCUAUUUUCCAUGUAACAAACUUGUUUUUUUUUUUUUGUUUUUUAUGCAAGUGCCAGAUUGUUCAAAGAUGUAUGUGGAUGCGGUUAUUGUUCACUUAGAUCAAAUGGAAGGUGCUUUUUUAUUUUUUCCUUUUCUUUUAAACAAUCACAUGCAUAUUCCAUGCAUCUUAUUUAUUUGAUAUUCAAAUGCAAUGGGUUCUGUUUUUGUACUCGAACGAAAUGCAGAAAAUAAAUUAUCUUUUUAAAGAAA
This is a messenger RNA of Puntigrus tetrazona (Sumatra barb), 1336 nucleotides long. It is a transcript of the gene ddit4, whose product is annotated as DNA-damage-inducible transcript 4. Gene Ontology annotation, cellular component: cytoplasm. Gene Ontology annotation, biological process: negative regulation of TOR signaling; response to hypoxia; apoptotic process. NCBI's taxonomy places the organism in Eukaryota, Metazoa, Chordata, Actinopteri, Cypriniformes, Cyprinidae. The record is from RefSeq and is a predicted model, not a curated record. Gene Ontology annotation, molecular function: 14-3-3 protein binding. Bases 179 to 847 code for a protein of 222 amino acids. The transcript is spliced from 3 exons.